Manacus vitellinus (golden-collared manakin) is the source of this 3060-nucleotide messenger RNA. RefSeq names its product ankyrin repeat domain 34B (gene ANKRD34B). The record is from RefSeq and is a predicted model, not a curated record. NCBI's taxonomy places the organism in Eukaryota, Metazoa, Chordata, Aves, Passeriformes, Pipridae. Gene Ontology annotation, molecular function: protein binding. The coding region runs from base 1025 to 2530 and encodes 501 amino acids. The transcript has a single exon.
ACUUGCCAAAAGUACACAUAAAAAUCAUAACAAUGAUUUGCACUUCAAUGAAAGCUGAGAUAGACAGUACUGCAUCCUGUAAUUUCAGUAUAAUGGAGUGAAUCCUUAAAGUAAUUUCAGUGCAAUUACCUUUAAAAAAUGUUUUAUCAAGACAUAGGGGGAAAAGCCCAACCACCAGUCAAAGUCAGAUUUUCUCCUCAGAUUUCCAGGGAGGAAAUCUGAUGCUUUUAGUUUUGCUUGUUGGAGUUUUGGAACAAACUACAUUGAGAUCAUAUUUUGAUUUUUGAAUUCAAAGUAAAACAGAAUGAACUUACUAAUCUUCAGUUAAUCACCAAACUUUUCUAGUGCUUUCAGUGAUGAAUAAAAAUGAGUCUCUGUUCAUUUCCUUUGCAGUUAAACAUAUUUACUUCUCUAGAAAUACACUGUAAAUAAACAAAUGUAAUUUUCAUAUCCAUGUCUACCCUUGUAUUGGAAUUACUCUGCCAGUUGUUAAAUACUGAUUUUUUUUUCUCUGAAGGUUUUCCCUACACAUAGGUAAGCAAGCACAUGUAAGAAGUGUUAGUUGCGUGUAUGCAGGUAUACAUUCAUACAAGGCCUUUUGUUAUUUAUGCCACAUUAAGUUCUUAAUUUUUUUGUGUGAAAUCUCCUGAUUUACUUUCCUUCUGUCAAACAUUUCUUUUGUUGUAGAGCUGAUACUGUCUGCUCAGGCAGAGGAUUGUACAAAAGACUGUCAGAAAUAAAAAGGUGACAGCCAUACUCUAACCUUCUACAAACGUUGUAUUUAUAUUCAAGUGUUUUUUAAAGUUUUUAAUGUAUUUCUUGAAGUCUGGAGGGUGAGAACACUUUUUUUUUUCUUCUUCCCUUCAUACUCUUUUCUCAAAAUAUGACGGUGUUUGCAGGAGCAAUUUGUACAGCUAAAACUUCUCUUUUUUUUUUUUUUUUUUCUGUUUUCUCUUCUCUGGGGGACCUCUUUGCUUUCUAUGGAAGGCAGAUCUUUUAUAGCCCCUAGGAGGGUGUAGGUGAGAUGAGCAGGAUGAUGGAGGUGGUGGAGGUGCCGCCAGAGGGGUAUUCCCUGAUCAAAGCUGUGUACCAGAGACGCCUCCGCCUCACCAGGCUGUUGAUCGAUGGGGGUGCCUAUGUCAAUGAGAGCAACAGCAGAGGGGAGACCCCCCUCAUGGUUGCUUGUAUGACUGAACACGUGGACCUGCAGAGUGCCAGCAAGGCCAAGAUGGUUAAGUACCUGCUGGACAACAAGGCUGAUCCGAACAUCCAGGACAAAUCUGGGAAGACGGCCCUGAUGCAUGCAUGCUUGGGCAGAGCGGGCCCAGAGGUGGUGUCUCUGCUGCUCAUGAGUGGGGCUGACCCAAGCCUGCCUGACCACUCCAACUGCUCUGCUCUCGUGUACGCAAUAAACUCUGCAGACAGAGAGACCCUAGAGGUUCUGCUCAACGCUUGUAAGGCACGAGGGAAAGAGGUGAUCAUCAUCACCAUGGACAAAUCUGCAUCGGGGAGGCAGGAAACUAGGCAGUACCUGAACAUGCCUCCCCCAGAGCUUGGGGAGUGUCAGUACCCAACUGCUUGCACCUCCCCAUCAGAAAUAGAACCCAGUGAGAUUCCAGAGGGACCAUUCAGCUUCAGAGAGCUGUAUCCUCCACGGGAGGAGGACAGCUUAUCUCAAACAGGGUCACUGAUGAUGAAACCCAGCCCGAUACAGGCCCGGUUCAAGCUGACCCAUGUGCAGCAGCUGGAGUGUGAGCCUCGGGUAAAGUGCUGCCCAGCAGUGUUUCACCAGAGGAAAAUUGCUUCUUCACAGGAACUUCAGAGUAUCACUCCCAUAGAAAAGCUCUCUUCUAAAGUCGGUGGCCUUGGCUUAUCAAAGAGAGUCAACACCAGUCCCCAAAGUAUUGACAGGAAAGAUGCUGCUCAUGUAUUCAAAACCUCUGAUGAAACUGGGUCCAGGAAACCACCACCUGACAAGAUAAACUAUCAGACUCCUUUUGUUGAAGAGAAACAUAACCCCAGUGUGAUUCCCAUGGGUCAGAGUGUCAGUCUGGGACAAAUCAGCUUAAUUUCAAACCUCAGCGGUUUUUUCAGGAACAAAAAUGCAAAAACAGAUCACAACAGUUCUGAUUCUCAGUUAAUUGCUGGUCUAAGUCCUGCUGCUGCUGCAGAAGCCAGUAAGUCAGCAAUAGGAAAGAAAGAGAUUAUUUCUCCAUCUCACUCCUUGUUACCAAGUUCUAGAGAAGUUCUGGAGAAAAUGCCUUCUGUUACUGUGAAAGGCAGAAAUCAGGCUUUCCCAGAAGGACAAGGGUCAGGAGCCUUAGCAUUGGAUCAGACAAGGCCAGAUUUUCUGCCACCCCUGAGUGUGAACCCUUGCCCCCCAGUUCAAGAGAUCACUGUCAUAAACACAGUUUCUGGGAUGAUUUCUUGUGGGCAAACACAGUUAGGGCCAGCAGCACCUGCUUUUCCUAGGAUGACCAAAAACACCAAUCUGCUGCGCAGGAGGCCGUAUGAGCAGAUUACAGUCUGAGCAGGUUAAGCAAUUACUGAAUCUUUCAUGGGGGAUAAGGGGCUACAAACUCUUUGAUAUGUAAAUAUUCACUGCACUCCCUGAUUGUAAUGGUGCAUAUCACAAAGUAGAGCGGGUUUGUGAUGUAAAGCUCUGUGCCUUGGGAUGAGUCGAACAGCUUAAAGACUACAUGAAGACAUAAUUAAUGAAUGAGGCUGCUUUCUGCAAACUGAGGAAUAUUUAUUUUCCUGGUUUUCUAAGAUUUUCAACUUACCUGUGACAGACUGAACCCACAAUGCCUCUUAAGCACUGCAGUUGUAAUUGUACGUUGUAAAUAUGACUCCUAGAUUUUGCCAAACAUGUACUCUUUUUGCUCCAACAGAGGUCAUACACAUGGAGUUUGGGAACCUGAAACAGUUGACUGUGAUGCUGGACACCAGCCUGACUGUCCAGGUUGUACAAUACCCAAAAAACUCAGACACAUCAGUGUGCAGGGGCAGGUGUACACAGUCAAUGUCUCCUGCUUCUAUGACUUCACUCCAUGUAAAUAG